Lagenorhynchus albirostris (white-beaked dolphin) is the source of this 1860-nucleotide messenger RNA. RefSeq names its product actin-binding protein WASF1-like. The record is from RefSeq and is a predicted model, not a curated record. Bases 1 to 1035 code for a protein of 344 amino acids. The transcript has 4 exons. NCBI's taxonomy places the organism in Eukaryota, Metazoa, Chordata, Mammalia, Artiodactyla, Delphinidae.
AUGCCUCCACCCGUGCAUACUUUCCAUGUAAUUCCUUCACCCACUGCAAAGGGCCAACUGGGGCCCGCGCGGAGCAGCUGCUCUCUAUUUACAUGUAAACCGAACCGGCAGGAUGCAGUUAACCCUUUCCGGAGCUGGAUUGUCAGUGGGCUGGACUCGCCGCUCCAGCUAAAACUGGCUCUGCCCACUUGGCGGGAUCCCCCUAAGUCCCCUCACCCCCGGACAGACCACGCUAUUUCUUUUCCCUUCUUACUCUGGACGGAUGAUCAAACGUGUUGGAGUAACUUUCUACAGGCAAGUGGCAACGAGAAUGAUCACUCUCCCCAGCGGGAAGAACAGGUUCUCCGAGUCGCUCGACGUGACUUGAUAAACCCAAGAUUCACAGACGUCGCCGAGCCACCCGCGGGGGGGGAUGCAUGUGAGCACGCCGCCAGGGGCGUCGCGUCUUCUCCAGUCCGCGGCUUGAGGCCACGCGCUGGGGACCUGGGCUCUGGGGCGUCUGGCGAGCCGGCCGUCUGCCCACGGGCAGUGAGGCCCUCCAGCCUCGCCGCGGCCCGAGUCCUCCGGGCCACCCCCUCGGCCCCGCGCCGCCAGAAAGCGUCGGCUGCCCGCCCGCAGAUGUCGCUGCCCCUCCGGCUGCCCUACUGCUACCCAGCGCGGAGGUGGCGCGGCGCCCUCUGGCUCUCCUAUAUCUGCGCCCCUGUCAUGCCCCCGCUUUCCCCGCCUGCCUACCGGGGCUCCACCCGUAGCACGAAGGCAGCGCUGCGGAGUGCUGCUUGGAGGCGGCGGCCUGGACCCGGGCCAGAAGCUACAGGGAGCGCGCCCCGAGGGGCGGCACAGGCGCCACCCCCUAGGCCGGGCGUCCCGGGGCCUGGAGUGCGUCUGCCUCGCCACCCAGGCCUGGCCCUCUGCCCGCCCGCGGCCCCUCUCCCACCCCGCCCGCAGGGUCCUCGCGCCCCGCUCCUCAGAGCCGCGCGCGACCGACCCGCAGCCCGCCUUCCCCGCGCGCCUCGGCAGUUACCGGCCACCGCGUAGGGCCCCAGCGAGCCGAGGACCGCCUGCCCGGAGCUUCUGGAACAGCAGCGGCUGGCGGAAAGGAGCCGGAGCUGAGUAAAUAACCGACUGAGUGUGGCCGGCGGAGCGUCGUGAAGGCGGCGCUCCCCUCUUGGUUCUCGCGACUUUCGCCGGAGUGGUCGCCGGCUGAGGCGCGCGGCAGAAGAGGGGAUUGGAUUGGGGGGAGAGGGGGUGGGAGGAUGGCGAGCCUGCCUGUGCAUCAUCAGGAAAAUAUCAGGGAAACUGCGGGAAAGUCUUGAGAGUCACUGUAUUUAUUUAUCUGUAAAAUAGCAAGACCCCAGCUUAGAAGAAAAAGGAAAAAGUUCUGGUGCAAGCACUCAGGGGGGAAAAAAAGGAUCAUCUGCAGGCCUAGAGGAAGGUUGAGGAGAAGGAUCCCCUGCAAGAGGAGACCACUGCAGUACCUGUGGGUGAAGGAAACAGAAGUGGACCCAUCUGCCUGUCUCACUGUCCAUGAGUUUGAACACAGGAGGCCUAUACAGAUCUUUCCCUUUACAUUCAUGGGUAAAGUGCACUUGGGACUCAGGAAAAGGCUCUGAGGCAUUUAAGGUUCUUUAUCUUUGUGUUUGGUGAGGUAGCCACUUGCCACAUGUGGCUGUUUAAUGCUUGAAAUGUGAUACGUCUGAUUUGAGAUGUGCUGUAAGUUUAAAAUGCACACUGGAUUUUGAAAACGUCAUAUAAAAAAUGUAAAAGAUCUCCAUUACUUUUAAAUUCAUUACAUAUUGAAUUGUUUAUAGUUUGGAUACUUUGGGUUAAAUAACAUAUGUUAAUAAAAUGAAUUUUACCUGU